AUUAAUUCAUGACAUUGGCAGACAGACUACAUAUUAUUCAAAAUUUAUAAUUUUGUCUGAAAAAUUAAAUUUAAUAUUGUAAUGCUUUAAUAUAUCUAACACUAUUCAAAUGAAGAAUACGCCUGAGUAAAGCCUUGAAUUAUAAAACAAUUAAAAACAAUAAAACAAAUUUCCUGUAAUAAAAAUGAAUAAGCAGUUACAUAAUAAUGAAAGACAUGAAAAUAAGGGGCUAGCAACGGCGCCGACUAAACAGGUCUCUAUGUGCUCUCUUAUUAUUUGGAAUAUUUCCAAAGCUCUUGAAAAGAAGCCCAGCAUGGAUUUAAAGGAAGCCAUCAUGUCUACGUACAAUCGUGUUGAAUGUGAGUCAAGUGAGAGUAACAUUGUGUCUGAGCCUCCGGAGUUUAGACAUUUGAUGUGUGCAAUGCUCGCGUGGCAGCAGCUAGGCCACAAGGACGCCGAUGGCCUAUAUCAAUUUUUCGUUGAGAAUAAACCGGUUAAGGGCACCACCCAGAAUUCAUCUAGUACAAAGAAAAUUAAUGCCGUCAAAAAAACUGGCGGUUGUGUGAAGUUUCAACCUUAUGUUGACCAUAAAUAUUUCAAGAAUUCUAAAAUUGGCAUCAACGAUUUUAACACCAGCUCGCUGAUGGGACCAGUGAUCAAGCUACCAGUUGAAACAAAAAUUGUAAUGCGCAUGGAAAAUUCUACUAGUGCGCGCCAAGGCCCAAUGAAACUACAGAAGGACAAAAAAGAUAUUAUGAAAAAAAUUGAUGAUGUAUGCUGUCAGGACACUAUUUGUGUAAAACGUCUAUCGGAACUAGACAAUGCUGUAAUGGAACUAAGAAACCGAGCUUCAAAACUAGCGAGGAGGGAAGCUGAACGUGCUGAACUUUUAGAGCGAGCUGAGGCUGCUUGGAAGGAUUUAGAACUUGGCUACCAGCGGCGGCUAAGUCUAGCUGAGGAAAAGGAAGACGAUAUGAUAAAACAAAUUAAAAAGUUGAUAGAAGAACGUAAUGACUAUAAAACAGCGUGCAUGAAUAUGGCAAAAACCUUAAAGGAGCGAGGUGACAAUGCUGAAACUGAUCGUUACAAACUGGCCGAAAUUGAAAAAGGCAUGUGUGAUAGAGCCUGCACACGUUUGCAGCUUAGCGAAGAGUCAGCACGUGGAGAUUCUACCUUAGCUGAACAGUUAUGCCGAAUAACACAGCUCGAUAGAGAUCUUCAAUUCAAAGAGGAACAGGCUCGUCGUAAUCUAUUGAGUUUAGAGAGUGAGAUUGAUUCUGAGCGAGGGUUAACGUAUGAGGCUGAGAAAGCAAUGCGUUCUGAGCUUGAAACGCUCAAGAAACAGAUGUCGCAGGUGUCUAAACAGCUGUUACAGGAAGAAGCAGAGAACAACACUAUUAAGACUGAGCUGGAAGGUUUACGUAAAGAAAAAUACGACAUGAUCGAAGAUUUGGACGGUUGUAAGGUUAUGUGUGACGGUCGCAUGCAAUGUCGAAUAGACGAGUUGAAACAGAAGAGAGAUCAAUUGAAUGAACUUAAAGAAAAGGUGGUGGAUUGUCAAUGUAAGGUGCCACAAGACGCCGCUGUAGAAGUGAAGCGCACACCUUCUUUGGCUGCACUUUGUUAUUGCGCUCCUGAAGAUAAAUUUUUGGAGUCCUGUUCAUGUACAUCACUUCGGAGCCAACUGUUAUCUAAUUUGCUGGCUGACCUCUUUGGAGGACUACAAUCAGAAUUGGGAGGGUCAGGGUCCUUGAUGCCUUGCCAGCUUUUAAAAUGCCUGGAAGAUAGACAUAACUGGGAUCGUACGAGUGUUGUUAAGACAAAUUUGCUAAAAUUUUUUGGACAAUUACUUAUCGGGGAGUUGGAUAUCGCUAUUGCUACUUCCAUUGAAAAAUAUCAUGCAAAGUGGGUAGGUGCUUGUUGCGCUGAUCAAGCUAGAGUCAUACCUGACCCUGGGAAUACUGCACAAAACGAAGGCUGGCAGGAACGAGCCAUAGAGCGAAGAGCUCAGAAAUUGGCUUCCCAACUUGCUGAAGAUCUGUUCAAAGAAAGAGCUGAUCAACUGACGAAAAAAGCAAAAGAAGUAAUAAAUUCUGGACCUCCACCUUGCGAAUGCAAACCUCGAUCUCCGGCAGUCUUUCAAUGUUUGGUUAAGCAACCAACGAUUAACAAUUCUCGUAAAACAAAUGAUAAUGCUCCGUCCUAUUUGAAACGGACAAUGCAAGAUGUCACCCAUCUUCGAACUCAAAUCGAAGACUUGAAAAAGGAGAGUAUUAAGAAGGAAGACUUACGCAAGAUGGAAGAGAAAAUAACCAGGAUGGUUGGACGAUUUGCGAAAUCUGACAACAAUUCAUCUGUGAAUAAAAAUAUUAAACUUUUAAAGGAAGUAAUAAACGAUGAAACGAGAGACAAGUUUAAAAUAUCUGGCGACACAUUACCUAGUCUUGAUUCUAAUUUUAAUAAGAAAAAAGUGCCGGAAGGUUACAGAUUUAAAAAAAACAUCAAAAACUCGCUAAACAACCAGAGGGGACGUAUUGAAAAACAUUCAAGUAAAGUUUUUAAGAAAAUAGAACAGUCAUUUGCCGUUAAUUUAUGUUUAUGUGGUGAUCAAAAUAAAGUCAAAAAACAAGAAAUAAGAAUGCUCAAUGAGCCGUCAUUAAAACUUAAAAAAGGAAAAGAAAUUUUGCCUAAGACUUCUACUAUAAAGCAAACAAAACCAAUAGGUUUACCGUCAUCCCCGGAUCAUAACUUUUCUGGUAUAAGUAAAGAUUUAACUCAAUCUAUAUGCCCAAGCGAUUGUGUUUGCUUCCAUAAAAUUCCAUCAAACACGUCAAUCGAUAAACUUCUAGAAACUCUUAGUAAAUGGAAAGGUGAUUUAGGAAAUAUGUCGUUAUACGCUAAUAAAAACAACAUUUCUAAUAUUACAACUACUCAGCAGCUACUAAGUGGUCCAAUAAAAGAGAAAUAUAAUUUAGAUUUUAAUAUAGGAAAUGAGUCACCAGAGGUACUAGUAAAUAAUAAUAUAUCCAAUAGUUUCAAUUUUAUGGAAAAAAAUUCAACUGAAGAAGAUAUACGCAAUAAAGCUACUUCUUGUGAUAAUGCUUACCACAAACGACUGAAUCCGAAUACAUAGGCGGUUAAUCUAGAUAAAAGCAAUGAUAUUUUUUCCAAAAGCAAUAUAAAUGGACCUAUGAAACAGGUUGAUGGCAUCGUUGGGACGACACCAUUACAUUAUCAGUGCUUGAAUACCGAUUCCUGUAAAUGUAAAAAGUCGGUUCCAUUGAAUCAUAACAAAAUAAUACAUGAUAAUGUCAAUAACAGUUUUCGUGAAACAAAAGAUAUAUUUAAUCAGCCCGCGGAAACUAUUGACCAAGAUAUAAAAUUUGUGGAUGCCGAUGAUAAAUCUGUUAUUUCUCAAAGCAGUAAAAAAGGUGUAGCGGUUGGCGGGGAUUCAUUUAUUAAAGACGUUGUAAAAAAAUCUGAUUUAUUUCCUUGUAGUUGUGAUUAUCGCAUUAAAUUCCUAGGUGUUACUCUUGGGAAUUCUAACGCUAAUAAGAACUUAAAAGAGAAGCAGGGUACUCAUGAGUUUCCUUUAAAUUAUAUAGAUAAAAGAAUUGAUGACAAAUUAAAUAAAAAAAACAACCCUCUUACAAAUUUCCACAAAGAUGUCAAGUAUAAUUUACGAUGUGGCUUAAAUUCUUGUAAAUAUGGAAAUCAGUUAUUAGAGUCUUUAGAUAAUUCAAGAGGUCACUCAAGCCUUUCCCCUGAUAUUACCGACAAAACAGAAGAAGGUGAAUGUAUUUGUUGUGGUAAUAUGGAUAAAAGCGAAUUGGAGCUUAAUGUAUUUAAUUUAUUGGAAGAACACUUAAAAGGAAAAUUCGACGAAUUUAGGCGUUCCCUGAAUGAAUCAGUCUCUCUGCAACCAGAGGAGGAAAAAUAUUUAUUUUUAAAUAUAAUUAAUAAAGUAAAAAAAGUUAUAUCCGAGAGCACAGGAAACUUAACCUGUAAAUGUGUUAAAGAUAAAAGAAGUGAAGGGAGUUGGUCAAGGGUGUAUGGAUUAUUACAAGAGUAUUUGAAAAUCAAAUUAAAAAAAGCACAAUGCUCUUGUAUUCCAGGAGAGAAAGGUGCAGAAUCAGUUUUGCCUGGUAUAAUGGAUAAGGUAAAUAACCUUAUUGAAGAAGAUUUUCAACGUUUACGAGAUAAAUGUGGACAAAAUAAAAUAGAUAACAGCUCGUUCGAAAUUAAAAAUAAUCAAGUUACAAAAAGUGUACAAGAAUGUAAAGAUCAAAAUGAAACUUUUGUGCAAUUUGAUGCUAGAGAUAUUAAUUAUCUUAAAGAUAGUUCGUUUCAGUCAUCAAACAUAAUUUAUUUUAAUAAGUCUUGUGAAACCAUAGACAACAAAUUAUUUCAAGCCACUACAUCGGAGAAAGAAAAUUCUUGUGAUCUCAACCGAGUUUAUGGAACACUCUGCAAUUGUAGACCAAUUUUCAAUGAAUAUUCUCCUUUACAUAAACAUGCAAUUGUAAACCAAUGUGCUAAAAUAAUACCAGUUCAAGAGAAAGAAGUAUGCAGUUCAUUGAAUAUUAUGGAUAGAAUCUCUUCUACGGGUACUUCUAUGGAAUUGUCCACAGUUCCUAUUGAAAAGAAAGAGGUUACUGAGCAACCUACUAAUUUAAAACCUUCAUAUAUUGGUUACACAAUAAAUUGUUCAUGUGAUCGCACACUAGGCAAUUGUCGUUGUAGUAAAUCAACCGUUGAAACUAAUAGUAAUCAAAUUAACUUUAUUUGGAAAUCUUUAACAAAUGAUAUAUAUCCCAAGAAAAUGUCGUACAUUAUGCCUAAAAUGAUAACUAAUAUAAAGUCUGAACAUAUAGUUGCAAACAGUCCUUAUAAUACUGGUCGUGAAAAGAACUUGAAAUAUAAAGAUGAAGGCAAAGAGUGUUGUGACACUGACAUUAGUACGACUUAUAACGAGGAUAUCACUUUAAAGGAUUCUCAGGACAAAUAUACGGGAGCAACAAAAGAGGUCUGUACUUCUAGUAAUAUUAACACAGGGACAAAUUUAAAUCAAGAAACCAUUUGGAACAUUUGCGAUAAACAAUCUUUGAACAGUAACAAAUACAGUGUUGAUUCCAAUUAUGAUAAGAAAAAACUCUUUGAUUCUUUGUUUUUGCCAUCAGACAGCUAUUCAAAAAACAAUUUUGUUGAACAUGUAGAUGAAAAUUAUGAUUCAGAAACCGAAAAAUGCAGUUGCAACAUGGUUCCGAUUUGUCAUGUUAAAAUGUUAGUUGAUAAUAUUGAAAAAAAGUUGAUGAACUCAAAAUGUACCUGUGACGCCUUACAUCCACAAGCAUGCCCGGUGCAUUAUAAACAGGACUAUUUUAUAAUGACUGGCAGUAAAGGCCAAGUUGGUGGAAAUGUUGAAAAAAAAAGGUAUAAACCCAAUAUUAUAUCGAGAAUCUUUUUAUGUUGGGUUUGUCCAGUUCUAUAUAAUGGUAAUAAAAGAGAUGUGGAAGAAGAAGAUCUUGUUAGGCCCAACAAGUACUAUGAUUCUAAAUUUCUCGGUGACACUUUGGAAAAAUACUGGUUGAAAGAAUGUGAACAAGCGUUGGCUGGGAACCGACAACCAUCUUUGUUAAAAGUUCUGAUAAGAGCGUAUGGCUGGAAGUUUUUUGCUGGAACAAUUUUUCUCACUAUUUACUUAACAAUGGGUAUUAUUCAGCCUCUGUUGUUCAGCCAAUUGCUAACGUAUUGGUCGUCAACUAACGACCAAGCCAUAAAUCAGCGAGAGGCUGGAUUUUACGCUUUAGGCAUGUUGUUGACGAAUAUUGUGGGAAUCAUCAGCCAACAUCAUAAUAAUUUAUUUGUGAAUCGAUUUGGCUUAAAGGUGAAAGUUGCCGUUUCUUCACUAGUUUUUAGGAAGAUGUUACGAAUGAGCCAGGCCUCUCUUAGCCAAGUAGCUGCAGGGAAGAUAGUAAAUAUUAUGUCCAGUGAUGUUGCUAGAUUUGAUUAUGCCUUCAUGUUUCUACAUUAUUUGUGGUUGGUGCCAAUUCAGGCAGCAAUUAUAUUGUACUUUCUUUAUGACGUCGCUGGUUAUGCACCCUUUGUCGGUCUCUUUGGUGUUAUCCUUCUGGUCUUGCCUAUACAAGCCGGCUUGACUAAACUAACAGCGAUUAUAAGACGGUCAGUCGCCCAACGAACGGAUAGCCGUAUCAAAUUAAUGAAUGAAAUCAUAAAUGGUAUCCAGGUCAUCAAAAUGUAUGCCUGGGAGAAAUCAUUUCAAAAGGUUGUCCAAGGCGUAAGAGCCUUCGAAUUAGUUGCGCUAAGCAAGGCUGUUUUUGUCAGAAGUGUCUUUUUAGGAUUUAUGAUGUAUUCCGAGCGGACUAUUAUAUUUAUAACAUCUCUAACUAUAAUUCUCACCGGCGGAAUGCUAAGCGCUGACACGAUUUACCCUAUUAAAUCAUUUUUAGGUAUAAUACAGAUAAAUUUUACUUUUAUGAUGCCCCUAGCUAUUGCUGGUUUUUCAGAGUUACUCGUAUCAUUACAGCGUAUACAGAGCAUUCUUGUUUUGGAUGAAAAGGAAGAUAUAAAAAUCUUGCCACAGGCAAUAUUACCCGUUAACGGCAUCUAUAAAAAGUUUUCUGCUACUAGUGAUAUGAACACAAUUUCAGUAAAACAUUCGCCGCCACUGGAGGAAGCUAAAUCAACAGUAGAUUCGUAUGUGCCACAUGAAAAUGAAAAUGACAUAGAGCUUGCCGAGGUCAAUGCAUCUUGGAUUUCAACCAAAAAUCCUCAAGAAAUGACUCUUAAAAAUGUCACUUUCAAUGUGCCGAAAGGAAAAUUGGUUGCCAUCGUUGGGCCUGUUGGUUCGGGAAAAACUUCCUUAUUGCAUGUAAUACUUCGAGAAUUACCAAUAUGUAACGGAAAUCUUAAUUUAAACGGAAGCAUAUCUUACGCUUGUCAAGAAACUUGGUUAUUCCCUCAAACUGUUCGAGAAAACAUUAUUUUUGGCUUACCUUAUGACGCACAAAAAUAUAAAAGGGUGUGCAAGGUGUGCUCGUUACUUCCCGACUUCAAGCAGUUUCCUUAUGGUGAUCUUUCGUUAGUUGGGGAAAGAGGUGUCUCUUUAUCUGGAGGUCAGAGGGCGAGAAUUAAUUUAGCUAGAGCAAUUUAUAGAGAGAGUGAUAUAUAUUUAUUGGAUGAUCCUCUGUCAGCUGUGGAUGCAAACGUUGGAAGAAUGCUCUUUGAGGAUUGCAUACAAAGAUAUUUAAACGGUAAAACGCGUAUUCUUGUCACUCACCAAAUACAUUUACUGAAACCCGCCGACCUUAUAAUCGUUGUUGAUGAGGGGUCUAUUAAAAAUAUCGGAACUUACAAUGAUUUAGUAAAAUCUGAAAAGGUAUUCUCAAGUUUAAUGGAAAGCAAAGAAGAAAAAAUGGAAAAGGUUGAAGCUAGGCCACUUGUAAAACAUAGUGUAUCUAUGAUAUCCGUUAGAAGUGAUGAUAAUCCGGAAGAAGAAAGAGAACAGAUCCAGGAAGCUGAAGAACGAGCUAAAGGAACCUUAAAAUGGAGCGUGAUUGCACAAUAUAUGAAAAGGGUAGAGUCUUGGUUCGUAGUCUUCCUAACAAUAGUUGCUCUCCUGCUAACGCAAACUGCUGGAACCAUCAGCGAUUAUUGGCUUAGUUUCUGGACAAACCAAAUUGACGAAUAUAUAAGAUCUCUUCCAGAAGGUAUUCUACCAGAUCCUAGUUUGGAAACACAAAUUGGACUCCUAACAACUGGCCAGUACUUGUGGAUUUUUGGUGGUUUAAUACUGUUUAUAAUUAUUAUGACACACGUUAGGAUUCUAGCUUUUGUUGUACUAUCAAAAAGAGCAUCCCAGAAUCUUCAUAAUGUAAUGUUUAAGAAUUUACUAGCAGCCGUGAUGAGAUUCUUUGACACAAAUCCUUCAGGUCGUAUCCUAAAUCGUUUUGCUAAGGAUUUGAGCGCUAUGGAUGAGAUCUUGCCACGUACGCUAUUUGAGGCUAUUCAAAUGUAUCUGUUUGUGAUAAGUGCUCUUCUCUUAAAUGCUUUCGCUCUUCCUUGGACUCUGAUACCCACUUUUAUUCUAUUAGGAGUUUUUGGAAUUUUACUUAAAUGGUAUUUAAAUGCAUCGCAGGCGAUCAAGAGAUUAGAGGGCACAACUAAGAGUCCCGUGUUUGGUAUGAUAAAUUCGACACUGUCUGGACUUACAACUGUUAGAAGUUCAAAUUCUCAAAACAUGUUGCUAGAAAAAUUUGACGAUACUCAGGAUCUCAAUUCGCAAGCAGUAUUCACAUAUUUUGGCUCUUCAGUAGCUUUCGGUCUAUAUUUGGAUAUGUUAUGUCUUGUCUAUAUGGGAGUCUUAUUUGCUACCUUCAUCUUGAUAGAUUUUGGGUAUCUGAUCGAGGUGGGAAGCGUAGGUCUGGCAGUGAGUCAGUCUAUGAGUUUGACAGUUAUGUUACAAACAGCAGCUCGUGGCACAUCAGAGUUAUUAGGAACGUUGACGGCUGUGGAAAGAGUUCUCGAGUACAGCCGUCUACCCUCUGAAGAAAACAUGGACGAUGGUUCUCCACAGCCAAAUAAUUGGCCAUCAAACGGGGAAGUGUGCUUCGAAAAUGUUACUUUGAGAUACGGACCUGAAGAUCCACCCGUUCUAAGGAAUUUGAACUUUGUGAUACGUAGCGGGUGGAAGGUUGGCAUUGUAGGAAGAACAGGAGCUGGAAAAUCAUCAUUGAUUUCAGCUCUCUUUAGACUUUCAAAUAUCGAGGGUAGUAUUAAAAUAGACGGAAUAGAUACUGUUUGUUUAUCAAAAAAGGAUUUAAGAUCAAAAAUAUCGAUCAUUCCACAAGAGCCGGUAUUAUUUUCUGCGAGCCUAAGGUAUAAUCUGGAUCCCUUUAAUAAAUACAGCGAUGAUGAGAUUUGGAGAGCAUUGGAACAAGUGGAAUUAAAAGAUUCAGUACAAGCCUUGGAUUUCCAAGUAUCUGAAGGUGGUGCAAAUUUCUCUGUUGGUCAAAGACAGUUGGUAUGUCUAGCGAGAGCCAUCCUGGGCUCCAACAAAAUACUGGUCAUGGAUGAAGCUACAGCUAACGUUGAUCCUCAGACUGAUGCUCUAAUCCAGACGACGAUAAGAAAACAAUUUAUCUCAUGCACUGUAUUAACCAUAGCUCACCGGCUUAAUACAAUUAUGGAUUCUGAUAGGAUUUUAGUCAUGGACAAAGGAGAGAUUGCGGAAUUCGAUCACCCUUUCAUACUCCUAUCAAACCCCCAAAGUCAUUUGAACUUUAUGGUCAAAGAAACUGGGGAGUCAAUGAGUAAUCAACUUUAUGAAACAGCAAAAACAAAGUAUUAUAGUCACAGUGACGCGAUCUCUAAGGAUAAAUAACAGUUCGUGUAUAAAAGUUUGAUAUUUUCAUAAUAAAACUCUUAAUGAAUUUAUAAGAAUGCAAGAGAAGUAUCUUUGUAGUUCCUAGUUACAAGAACAACAGAGAUACAGUUAUUAUUACUAUUUACAGUAUUUGAAGUUUACAAUAUAAAUUAUAAAAUUAUGAAUGAUAUUAAAUACGAUUAACUAAAAAACAUCUUUUGACAUAUUUUGUUCCAUUUGCGAGAUCGAAUGUGAUAUUGUAAUGUUAUGAUGUGAUUAUGUGAUUAUAU
Messenger RNA from Danaus plexippus (monarch butterfly), 9675 nucleotides. RefSeq lists its product as uncharacterized. The record is from RefSeq and is a predicted model, not a curated record. Gene Ontology annotation, biological process: transmembrane transport. Lineage: Eukaryota; Metazoa; Arthropoda; Insecta; Lepidoptera; Nymphalidae. Gene Ontology annotation, cellular component: membrane. Gene Ontology annotation, molecular function: ABC-type transporter activity; ATP hydrolysis activity; ATP binding.